Molecule: messenger RNA, 1299 nt
Organism: Euleptes europaea (tarantolino)
Lineage: Eukaryota; Metazoa; Chordata; Lepidosauria; Squamata; Sphaerodactylidae
Gene: NIPAL4
Product: NIPA like domain containing 4
Exons: 6
Coding region: 156-1208 (350 amino acids)
Biological process (GO): magnesium ion transport
Cellular component (GO): membrane
Molecular function (GO): magnesium ion transmembrane transporter activity
Source: RefSeq, a predicted model, not a curated record
UGGAGCGACCGGAGCCGCUCUGGGUGAACAGCAGCUGUGCCAACGGUUCCUUGUUGACCCUGACUUGCCUGUCUUGGCAGACAGUCUGCCAGGUCAUUGGGAAUGUCAGCCCAACAAUUUCACCUCACGAAAAUCUGACUUUGGAUGCUGACUGGAUGGUGCAGGUAGAAAACAAAUAUGGCUUCUAUGUUGGCUUGGGCCUGGCCAUCUUCUCCAGCUUUCUCAUUGGCAGCAGUGUCAUCCUCAAGAAGAAAGGGCUGCUACGGUUAGUGGAGAAAGGAGGCACCAGGGCAGGAGAUGGAGGUCAUGGAUACCUAAAAGACUGGCUGUGGUGGGCUGGUUUGCUCACCAUGGGUGGAGGAGAAGCUGCCAACUUUGCUGCGUAUGCCUUUGCACCUGCAACCAUUGUUACUCCUCUUGGAGCACUGAGUGUGCUCAUAAGUUCCAUUUUGUCUUCCUAUCUACUCGGAGAGAGGCUCAAUCUGUUGGGGAAACUAGGUUGCAUGCUGAGUAUUGUGGGCAGUACAGUGCUUGUGAUUCAUGCUCCCGAGGAAGAAGAAGUCACCAAUCUGAGUGAAAUGUUCUCUAAACUGAAAGAGCCAGGUUUCCUUGUUUAUGCUGGCAUUCUUUUGGUGGCCUGCCUGGUUCUGAUUUUCUUUGUGGCACCCCGUUAUGGCCAAACCAAUAUCCUAAUCUACCUCACCAUCUGUUCUGUGAUUGGGGCAUUCUCAGUAUCUUCAGUCAAAGGGCUGGGUAUUGCCAUCAAGGGUUUUUUUGCUCACCGGCCUGUUUUGCAAAACCCACUGACCUGGAUCCUUGUCCUUACUUUAGUGGCUUCUAUCACUACCCAAAUCAACUACCUCAAUAAAGCUCUGGACAUUUUCAACACCUCCUUGGUUUUCCCCAUCUACUAUGUGCUAUUUACCACCAUAGUCAUCACUACUUCAGUUAUUCUCUUUAAAGAAUGGGUCGCCAUGUCUGUGGCGGACAUUAUUGGGACAGUAUGUGGAUUCCUCACCAUUAUUUUAGGAGUGUUUUUACUUCAUGUCUUCAAAGAUGUGCAUCUCAGUUUGAGGACCCUACCAGAAGUACUUCAGAAUACUGACCAGGCCCAGGUAAUCAAAGAUGAUAAGAAUAUUCUGAUGGAGCUUGAUAAUUCUGGCACUCCAGUUGACAGCAAAUCCAAAGUAUUUAUGAUAUAUAGCUGAGACCCAAAAUAAUUAAUCCUCUUAACUUCAGAGACUUGGACCAGACUUCAAGACUUUGCAUUAAAUUAAGCUUGACCAUAUAUAUCUUCUG